[Torrubiella] hemipterigena is the source of this 2207-nucleotide messenger RNA. NCBI's taxonomy places the organism in Eukaryota, Fungi, Ascomycota, Sordariomycetes, Hypocreales, Clavicipitaceae. The record is from the annotation of a GenBank genome assembly.
CCUCAGGCGGGCGACGUCUUUCGCGUACCACGCAACCAACCGCGACUUUAGAAUAUCAACGACAGUUUGGCACGCGAAAGGAUUGGAAAAAAAAAUAUUACACAUUACACAGAACUACUGCUAGAUUAUAUGCGCCUUUUAUGUGUCCAGGGUUGCCCUCCAAUCCCAACCCCAACUGAACUACAACGAGCCCGCGUCCGAAGCGAUCCUCAGCCGUCUCGAGAACUACAACAGCACAAUGCCCUAUAACACAGCCGCAAUCCCUCCCAGAAGGGAGCCCACUGGGCAAACUCAAUUGCCUUUGUCGAGGGUGAAGAAAAUCAUUAGCCAUGAUCAGGAUAUCAACAUGUGCUCCAACAAUGCCGCGUUUGUAAUCACAUUAGCCGCAGAAAUGUUUAUCCAGCAUCUCGCUACAGAAGCGCACACUCAGGCGAAACUGGACAAGAAGCCGAGACGCAAUGUUCAGUACAAAGAUGUUGCCAGCGCUGUAUCCCAUCAAGAUAACCUCGAGUUCCUCGAAGACAUUGUUCCCAAGACCGUACCCUUCAAGAAGAUCAAGGCCAGCGCCUUUGCAACACAAGCCAAGCUUCGCGGUGACAAGAUGACUUCUGAAGACGGCCUGCAAGCAACGCUGGACGCAUCUACUACAAAUGGCACAGCCGCACCGGCAGCUACCAACGGUGAAGGAAGCACAUUUAGCGUACCGCUCCGCAACGACGACCGCCCGGACGACCCGAAUGAACAGCUCGAACUGGAGAUGCGGCAGGCAGCUCAUACGCAGGAUGACGACGUGGAAAUGAGAGGCUAGAGUCUACAUCUCCUGGUCCAUGGUUUGUGACGGCACGAACGAAUGUAUCAGCAAUAGCAUAAAUAAUAAAGUAUUUGUCAAGUUCAUCAUAAUAUAAAAUUCGACCAACUCCGUAAAUCUCGAGCCCGAACGAGAUGAUUUUUUCCCCAGCCAAUCGUGAUAUACUGAAGCGCGUAAAAAUAACGGCAACGAGGACCAAGCACAAAAGUUAUUCCUCCAUGGCAUCGCCCUGGAUGCCGGACGGGAUACGUCCCUCAUUCAGCUCCUUCUCCAGAGCUAUAAUCUCCUGCAGACUAGUAGCCUUCUUUAUUCUUUCUUGUAGGCGCUUCUUCUCUUCGUCUGUCAACUUGAUUCUCGAAAGGCGUGACCUCGACUCGGCGCCACCGUUUGUAGUAGGUUCGAAGUUGGUGGUUCGACUUUGCAUAAUCUCUGUCGCAAGUGCUGUGGGUUCCUCUGCGGUGCCGAAAAGCUCACGGCCUCUCUCCCUCUCCGCUUCCUUGACUUUCUGAUAGUCAAGGAAGCGCACAGACGGGCAUUUCCAUACAACCCAGUAGCGGUAGUGCUGAUUCACAGGUUAGCCGCUGGCAGCUUCAGCUACAUACUUUAUUAGCCACCGAGGAAUGACGUACCUCUUUCUUUGUUACAGGGUUUUCGGCCAACACCAGGUGUGUCAGGCGGGGAAAUCGGGCCAACACAUCGAGGUCUGCUAGUUCGGCAAUGUUGUUUGCCGUCAGGACGAGGUUGGUCAGGUUUGGGAUCGACUUGGCAAGCGAUGCUUGAAUGCUUGCCACGCGGUUGCGCGCUAGCAACACGGUUGUAAUUCGAGGGGAGAGGGGGAAAUUGCCGAGUACCUGGAUAUCAUUAUCGGUAAAGUCGAUGGCAUCGUGUGGCUGCAGCAGGACAGGCGCGUUAGCAGGGACGGGAGAGGGACGGGAGCUGAAGAAUCAAGCCGCUAGUCGAUAGUCCGCUCAAGGGACGGCCCUUUCCAAGGAGACUGCAUUGAUGCAGACGAUCGAGGAGCGCGCAAGGGAGGGAGGCAGAUGAGUAGGGCGGAGGAGGUGAGACUUACGCCGGCGGCACCCAAGUUUUCGAUGGCGGGAAUUCGGUGUCCUGUGGAUAGGCAAGGCAAUUGGAUCAACUCUGUGCUUUGCGAUCAAGGUUAUAGUAGCAUCUGCUCUUUUCAAACAUACCUCGGAGGUCAAGCUCGCGCUCCUUGAGCGGGUUGAGGUAGGAGAGGGAAUCCCGAAUGAGGUCGGCGGUGAGCCUCAUGUUGGUGGGUGUCUUACAAAAUAAAUAGUAUGUAGGCGAUCUGCGAGUAUAGUGGUAUAAUAAUACGAGAUCAUCCACCGUCUAAGGUAUCUGUUGAAUGCGUGGGCGCGGUUGUGCCUUGGCAGCGUUG